Neofelis nebulosa (Clouded leopard) is the source of this 582-nucleotide messenger RNA. RefSeq names its product NADH:ubiquinone oxidoreductase subunit B3 (gene NDUFB3). NCBI's taxonomy places the organism in Eukaryota, Metazoa, Chordata, Mammalia, Carnivora, Felidae. The transcript is spliced from 3 exons. Gene Ontology annotation, biological process: mitochondrial respiratory chain complex I assembly; electron transport chain. Gene Ontology annotation, cellular component: mitochondrion. Bases 145 to 450 code for a protein of 101 amino acids. The record is from RefSeq and is a predicted model, not a curated record.
UAGAGUUGGUGGGAGACUUCUUGAUCAGGAAUAAGAGUGAGACUGUAUUCUGGGGAUUGUACAAAAGGGAGAGACUAAACGGGGAAAGAGCCUGAGAGUAUGUACCUCGAGGGAAGAAGAUCGAAGAACUAGCAAGAGAGAACAAUGAAGUCCUGGGACAUGGCCCAUGGACAUGAACAUGGUCAUGGUAAACUAAAACUUCCAGAUUAUAAACAAUGGAAGAUAGAAGGGACACCAUUAGAAACUGUCCAGGAGAAGCUGGCUGCACGAGGGCUAAGGGAUCCAUGGGGCCGCAAUGAAGCUUGGAGAUACAUGGGUGGCUUUGCAAACAAUGUUUCCUUUGUUGGUGCAUUAUUAAAAGGAUUCAAAUGGGGAUUUGCUGCAUUUGUGGUAGCUGUAGGGGCUGAAUAUUACCUGGAGUCCCAGAAAAAAGAGAAGAAGCAUCAUUGAAGAUAAUACCUGAAAGUAUCUUAAAGGCUUCUUAACUCUCCUAUAAAAAUAAGAUUUCUUCAAUGUACCCUACUCAUCUGUGUGUUUUUCCCUAAAAAUACUAUUAAGAUUUAAUAAAGUAUGAAUACAUUU